GCGCCAUGGAGACGGCGCUGCCGCCGCCGCUGCUGCCGCCGCUGCUGCCGCUGCUGCUGCCGCUGCUGCUGCUGCCGCUGCCGCCGCUGCCCCGCGCCGCCGCCGAGCAGGUUGUCCUGCUGGACUCAAAGGAAUCGCAGGCGGAGCUGGGCUGGACCUCACACCCAUCGAACGGGUGGGAAGAGAUCAGUGGCGUGGAUGAAACCUUCAAGCCAAUACGCACGUACCAGGUGUGCAAUGUCAUGGAGCCCAACCAGAACAACUGGCUGCAGACGGGCUGGAUCGCCAGGCGUGACGGCCAGAGGAUCUUUAUUGAGCUGAAGUUCACCCUGAGGGACUGCAACAGCAUCCCUGGCGUGACGAGCACUUGCAAGGAGACUUUCAACCUGUACUACGUGGAGUCUGACUCGGACCUGGGCCGGAGCGUCCGCGAGGGCAAGCACACCAAGAUCGACACCAUCGCCGCCGACGAGAGCUUCACGCAGGGAGACCUGGGCGAGCGCAAGAUGAAGCUCAACACGGAGCUCAGGGAGAUUGGGCACCUGAGCAAGAGAGGCUUCCACCUGGGCUUCCAGGACGUGGGCGCCUGCGUGGCGCUGGUCUCCGUGCGCGUUUACUACAAGAAGUGUCUGAGCACGGUGCAGAACUUGGCCAUGUUCCCAGACACGGUGGCAGAGACGGCCUUUGUGACGCUGGUGGAGGUUCAGGGCACCUGUGUUGCCCAUGCUGAAGUGGACGUGGAUAACCCCCCUCGGAUGCACUGCAGCGCAGAGGGAGAGUGGCUGGUGCCCGUAGGGAAGUGCAUGUGCAGCCCUGGCUUUGAGGAGAAGGACGGGGCAUGCAGAGCUUGCCUACCAGGGUUUUACAAGCUCUCCCUCCGUCUCCCUCUGUGUUCUCCAUGCCCCGAGCACAGCUUCACACAGGAGGAAGCCUCCACGUUCUGUUUGUGCCAGACAAAUUACUCCAGGUCUCCUUCAGACCCACCAUCUGCCUCCUGCACACGCCCACCCUCCGCGCCGAGGAACCUGGUGUACAGCCUGCGCCAGUCCUCGCUGGUGCUGCAGUGGAGCGCCCCGGCCGACGCGGGCGGCCGCAGCGACCUCACCUACAGCCUGUGGUGUGCCCGCUGCCCCGCGGUGCCAGCGGGGCGCUGCCAGCAGUGCGGCAGCAGCGUGGGCUUCGUGCCGCAGCAGACGGGGCUGGUGGAGCGCACGGCCACGCUGGUCAACCUGCUGCCCCACGUCACCUACACCAUCCGCGUGCUGGCCCUCAACGGCGUCUCGGCCGUGAGCCCGCUGGCCGGCCAGCAGUACGCCGAGGUCAACGUGUCCACCGGCCACGCAGUGCCAUCUCCUGUCACUGACAUCCGCACGGACAAGGUGGAGCAGAAGAGUGUCUCCCUGUCCUGGCAGGAGCCAGGCUUCCUGGCUGCCAAUGGCACCGAGUACGAGGUCAAGUACUUUGAGAAGGAUCAGAGAGAUCAAAGUUACUCAACUGUGAAAACCACAUCGACGGCCGUGACGGUCAAUAACCUGAAGCCUGGUACCCUGUACAUUUUCCAAAUAAGAACAUCUUCCUCUCCAGACUACGGGAACUACAACCCUGGCAUUGAAGUGGAGACAUUGGCAGAGUUGACAGUGGCCUCCAGUGAGCAGAACCCCGUCCUCAUCAUCGCCGUGGUGGCCAUCGUGGGGCUGACAGUGCUGGUGUCCCUGGUGGUCGGUGUGAUGGUCUGGAGGAGGCAGUGUGGGUACAGCAAAGCCAGCCAGGACGGGGAUGAGGAGCUGUACUUCCACUUUAAAAUACCAACCAGGAGGACAUACAUUGACCCCAGCACCUGCGAAGACCCCAUGCAGGCUGUGCACCUCUUUGCCAAGGAACUGGACAAUGCCAGCAUCAAAAUUGAGAGGAUUAUCAGGACAGGAGAGUUUGGGGAGAUGUGCCGGGGCUGCCUGAAGCUGCCCAGCAAGCGCGAGCUGCCGGUGGCCAUCCAGACGCUGCGGGCCGGCUGCUCCGAGAAGCAGCAGCGCUCCUUCCUGGCCCAGGCCUGCACCAUGGGCCAGUUUGACCACUCCAAUGUCAUCCGCCUGGAGGGGGUCAUCACCAGAGGGAGCACCAUGAUGAUAGUGAUGGAGUACAUGGGGAACGGCCUGCUGGACUCCUUCCUCAGGGUGAGUACUGGGGUGUCUGCCCAGCUGGGACUCUCCUGGCCAUGUUCCCACGGCUGCCCUUUGGCUUUUCCUCCUCUGCUUUCACAGAAACACGAGGGGCAGCUCACGGGCACGCAGCUCAUCUGCAUGCUGCAGGGCAUCGCCUCUGGCAUGGCGUACCUGGCAGAGAUGGGCUACGUGCACAAAAGCCUGGCUGCCCACAAGGUCCUGGUGAGCAGCAGCCUGGCAUGCAAGAUCACGGGGUUCAGACGGCUGCAGGAAGACAAGAUGGAAACCAUCUUCUCCACCAUGCGUGGGAAGAGCCUGGUGCUGUGGUCAGCCCCUGAGGCCAUCCAGUAUCACCACUUCAGUCCUGCCAGCGACGUGUGGAGCUUCGGGAUCGUCAUGUGGGAAGUCAUGUCCUACGGGGAGAGACCCUACUGGGACAUGUCCCACCAGGAUGUGAUGAAGGCUGUGGAGGAUGGGUUCCGCCUGCCUGCCCCUGCCAACUGCCAGCCUCCCCUCCACCAGCUGAUGCUCAACUGCUGGCAGAAGGACCGCAGCCAGCGGCCCAAGUUCUCGCAGAUCCACAAUGCCUUGAGCAAGUUGGUGCAGAGCCCGGAGCCCCCAAAGUGCCCCAGCUCUGCAUGCCCCAGCUCUGCCUGCCCCAGGUCCCAUGGCACGUCCAUCCCCCUCUCCAAGAGAACCUUCUCGGCCUUCCCAUCGUUCAGCUCCGUGGGUGAGUGGCUGGAAGCUAUAGAAAUGGGCAGAUACAAGGACAACUUCACUGCUGCGGGCUACUGCUACCUGGAGUCGGUGGCCAGGAUGACAGCCCAAGACAUCCUGAGCCUGGGCAUCACGCUGGCAGAGCACCAGAGGACCAUCCUGAGCGGCAUCCAGAGCCUGCGGGCCCAGGUGAUCCAGAUGCACGGCCGGGGCGUGCAGGUGUGAAGCCGUGUCUGCAGAGGCACAGAGCAGCCUGCGCUCCCGGGGAGGAGAGGCCUGCUGGCCCCAGGCAGCCCCACCUCUGAAACCCGGGGGUCUCAGGUGGGCUGUGGGAGCCGCUGGGUGCUGCCAAACACGUGGCAAGAGAGCAGGGCUUCUGUCCCCUGCGCCAGGGCAGCCCAGGGUUCCUGGGACGUGCCUGGGUGGACGUGGCUCUCCCCAGCACUGUUUUGUAAGAUGAGUCAAACUGUAUUGAUGCCAUUUCAUGUGGUAGUUGAGUUCACAGGGUGGGAUGGACCUUUUUGCACUGUCUUAAUCCAGAGCCAACACUUCUGUAUGUAGUAUCCUGCUGGUGAAUCCAUGGGGACUUUUAUACAACCUGACAGAUCACAGCAACCCCACAAGGAGUUUUUAUUGCUUUUAUAUUUAGAGAGCAGCUCUCACCCAAUGCCCAACUCCUGGAAGGUGACUUUCCCCAUCUGUGCUGAAGGAAACUAUUUCCCAGUUGCAUCCCUUCUGCUCCAUGAGCUACUUCACUGAGUUUUGACACUUCAGUUGGUGAACAAAACCAAAUAUUCUCCAGUAAAGCACAGAGGAAAUGGUGCUGGCUGCAUCCAUGCAAUCCACACUUUGUUUUGUGAGCAUGGUGCUGCCUGCCUGGCAUGCUGGCAGCUCCCAUAGCUGCAGCCUGAUCCCUGAGAAGACAUAAAUACCAUCUUAAUAAUACAACUUUCCUUGAGGUUUGUUAAUUAAAUGGGUAUUUGCAGCCCUGUAUGGAGUUUUGUAAGGCUUUAUUGUGAUCUGUAAGUGUCUCAAGUGAAUUAUUAAUGCUGAAAGGCAAAGAUUUACGUAGGGGAUGAAGGCUGUGGAAGAUGCUCAGAGUCUGGUUGGAAAUCUGCUCCAGUCAGACCCCGCUGUUAGCUGCUCUGAGAGGAUGAGGAUGUGAAUGAGGAUUGAGUGAAGGGCCCCUUGGGGCUGGCGUGGUCACCACUCUGCCCAGGAGAGUGCUGCAUAUGCCCUGAGGAGUUUGUUGCUCUCUGGGGAAAACAAGAUCUCUCCUUCCUGCCCCCUCUGCAGUUCAAACCAUGCUCCCUCCCCAGAGUCUCUUGGUCAGUGUUUUUGACAGAAAUCAUUUCUCUAAGUCUGGCCCAUCCAGUCAGGUUGGUCACCUGCCAUGCCCCUGUUUCCCAGCCUGAAGAGCAAUAGCAGUGAACCAAGCCCUGCAUUUAGUGAAAUGCCUGAUCCCAAGGAUCAAGUGCAAUUUGUGUGCUCUCUGUGUUUACAUUUUAUCUCUAGAGAAAGUACAUUACAGGUUUCUAGGCAGGGGUUGAACUAGCUUGAUUCUGGGUCUUCCCUCCCCUCUCCCUGCUCGUGCUGCCUGUUGGGAUGCAGGAGCCGUGCUGGGAAGUUGCUGCUGGAGGAGCUGGCUGCAGCCUGGUUCACCUGUUCUCAAGGAGGUCUGGAGACAUCUAGGGCUUGGUCAUGGGGUGACAGUGUGCCUCAGUUUGGAAAACAAACUUGGCCAUGAGCAGGCAGCAGCGUGUUCCCUCGAGUCCCCCAGAACAGACCCUGCCUCCAGAAUAAGGAACGUGAGAAGGGACCAGCUCUGGGUGCCACUUGUGGCCACUGGAAUCUGCUUUUCUGUCCCUCUGGGUGCUGCCCAGCUGGAAAGGGAUAAACCUCAGCACAGUUAUCUGUGUCAGGGCUGUUUUCCUGGGCUGCAGUGGCCAGGGCUGGUGGCUCCUGUGGAGGGGUCCCACAGGAGCUGAGCUCUGGGAUGGCUCCGACUCAGCAGAAACAGGAGUCACCAGCUCUCCUGGUCUCUCCUACAAGGAAGAAAAGGAAAGCCCUCCAUGGAAGCAGCCUUCUAGCCCAGGUUUUUGCAAGAAUAAACACUUUUAAUUGAGCUCCUCACCAAUAGGAGAGAACAAAAUUUGUAGAUUAAGCCGUAGAUUGUUGUUAUGAUAUUAAAAUUAACUUGCAUCCUCUCAGCUUCUCUCCUUGGGGAAGUAGUAUAAUUAAAUUAAUCAGCAAAGCUGUUUUGCAGCUGCAAGGGAAAUGCCUCAAAAUGACCCUGAUCUCUUCCCAUCCAGCAUGUCAUGAGGCUCUUGCCUUCUCCACGGGCUGGGAGAGCCCCAGUCCUGUUGGAGCAGCAUCUGCAACACUCCCCUCACAAGAAACCAAAUGGGAAUCAAGGUGGUUCAUCUCCAGAUGCUUUUAUAUUCAUUAGCCACAUCUUAAGUACUGUAAAUACACACUUGAGAAGUCAAUAUAUAUUUUUAUAAGCUUGAGACGAAUGUAAUAUAAUAUUAUAAAGGACUCUGUGUGCAUCUCAUGUUUGAGCUAUAGUCAGACAUCUCCAGGGACUCUCAGUUGGUUUGGAAUAUUUAUUAAUAAUAUUAAUAAUAAUAGUUAUUAUAAAUGCUAAUAAAAUCUAUUGACAUUUUUUUAAAUUUUGUAUUUAUUAAACCAUGGUUGAAGCUGGCA
This is a messenger RNA of Motacilla alba alba, 5582 nucleotides long. It is a transcript of the gene EPHA10, whose product is annotated as EPH receptor A10. Gene Ontology annotation, biological process: cell surface receptor protein tyrosine kinase signaling pathway; axon guidance; protein phosphorylation. The coding region runs from base 6 to 3101 and encodes 1031 amino acids. Gene Ontology annotation, molecular function: transmembrane-ephrin receptor activity; protein binding; ATP binding. Gene Ontology annotation, cellular component: neuron projection; plasma membrane. The record is from RefSeq and is a predicted model, not a curated record. The transcript has 16 exons. Lineage: Eukaryota; Metazoa; Chordata; Aves; Passeriformes; Motacillidae.